Molecule: messenger RNA, 3119 nt
Organism: Pangasianodon hypophthalmus (striped catfish)
Lineage: Eukaryota; Metazoa; Chordata; Actinopteri; Siluriformes; Pangasiidae
Gene: rab8a
Product: RAB8A, member RAS oncogene family
Exons: 8
Coding region: 137-760 (207 amino acids)
Biological process (GO): regulation of exocytosis; protein localization to plasma membrane; protein secretion
Cellular component (GO): trans-Golgi network transport vesicle; synaptic vesicle; endosome
Molecular function (GO): GTPase activity; GTP binding
Source: RefSeq, a predicted model, not a curated record
GACUCACUAGGCAGUAGGGCGCUGUGCGGUUUGGGACGGAGCCUGGGAGAGCUGCUGCUCUUUGCUCUGUGCUGCUGUGUGUACGCGGCGCCACUAAGCAAAUUUGCCGGGCGGGAUUUCCGCAAAUUAUUCAAGUAUGGCGAAGACUUACGAUUAUUUGUUUAAACUGCUGUUGAUCGGGGAUUCGGGAGUCGGGAAGACCUGCGUGUUGUUCAGAUUUUCAGAAGACGCCUUUAACUCGACUUUUAUCUCAACUAUAGGUAUUGAUUUCAAGAUUAGGACAAUAGAGUUAGACGGCAAGAAGAUCAAGUUACAGAUAUGGGACACAGCAGGACAGGAACGAUUCAGGACAAUCACAACGGCGUAUUACAGAGGCGCUAUGGGCAUUAUGCUGGUGUAUGACAUCACCAAUGAGAAGUCCUUCGACAACAUCAAGAAUUGGAUUAGAAACAUAGAAGAGCAUGCAUCAGCAGACGUGGAGAAGAUGAUUCUGGGCAACAAAUGUGACAUCAAUGAGAAGCGACAAGUUUCCAAAGACCGAGGAGAGAAGCUGGCGUUAGAGUAUGGUAUCAAGUUCAUGGAGACGAGUGCGAAGGCCAAUAUCAACGUGGAAAACGCAUUCUUAACACUCGCUAGAGACAUUAAAGCGAAGAUGGACACGAAACUGGAGGGUAACAAUCCCCAAGGCAGCAAUCAAGGAGUGAAGAUCACCACCGAGCAACAGAAAAAGAGCAGCUUCUUCCGCUGUGUUCUACUGUGAAGACCAAGGCCUUACUGUCCUCCACCCUGGGGCUGGACUCAACUGGACUGUGCUCUUGUUUUUAGCACCUCUCUCUCUCUCUCUCCCUCUCUCUCUCUCUCUCUGUCUCAGCACCUCUCUGCUUCCAGCCCUGGCACUGCUGGAGUGCUCAGCUCCUCUCAUCUGCUUCCACUGAUACGCGGUUUCUUCCAGCUUACGGCCCUUUUCCUGACGAGGCUUGCGUAGCUUUUUUUUUUUGUUUUUGUCUUCAUGACUAAAGAUUGUACCCUAAAUAAGACAUUCCCAUUUAGUCUCACAAGUCUUAUCAGUCCUCCUUCUGCGGCACAGAAGUUGAUAAUGUCCUUCUGGUGCUAGAGCAGAGUUUGGUCUGAGUUUGGUUGAGGAUCAUUUCUCCUUCAUGCUUUCUUUUAUAGACAAUCACAAAACAGUACAGUUUACAGGAAUCUCAAAAAAAAAAAAGAAACAUUGUUGCUUCAUUUUGCGCUGGCUUUUUGCCCCAUCUUGAACUUUUAUGAUUAAAUUUAAUACAGUGGCUCAUUUUGCAGUCAACAUUCCAACAUUUUAAGACAGUAUUUUUUCAGAAGUAAUUAGUGUACUUGUUCUGAUUUUUGUGUUCAGCUAUGUAACCAACUAAUAGAACAAGGGCUUUUUUUUUGCCCUGUUAUAAACUGCCCCAAGAAAAUGCACCCAACAAGCCAACCUCAGAGUGCAGCCUUAGGUUCAGCCUUCCUAAUGUCCGAGUUAGCGUGAAAUACCUGAAUAUUUAUUCAGAUCCAAGACUAGAAAUUUAAUUCAAGCCUUAAGAGAAAAAACUAUCUAUCUAUUUUUCUCAUCUCUUCUUCAGUGUUGGGUUUUAUAUUGUGUCUGAUUUGGCUUAGAAAAGCAGACAUAUUAUUUACGCAACAGGAAACAGCUGGUUUUUUCCUAAGAUUUGACUAGACCCAUAACACACUUGUCACUUCCUGUUAGAGACCAUAGAUGGCAUCAUGCGCACAGUAAGAUUCUUCGACAUUUCCCGCCCAUUUCCUGUGUGCGCUUAGAUUAUGAUAGUUCAUAUGACUGGACUUAUCUGCACAGAGAACAGCUGCUCGUGUCAUUUAUGUUGGCAGCUGCUUUCUCUUCAUCUUUGCUGAUGUUAUAAAUAUGUAUCUUAUUCAAAAGCUAGCAAUAGGCCAGGAGAGCCGUUAACUUACCAGCGCUAAGACACCUGUGAUAUAAAAAAGUGAAGGAACAUUUUGCUUAUUGAUUAAGAGUUUUAUACAAACACAGUGUUUUACAGUUUCUUUUCAGGGAAGAAGAGAGAAAUCUCACUGAGAGGAGCAUUGUUUUCUUUGUUUCGAUGAAAGCUUGAGAUAAUGAAAAGCUGGUUUGAAUGAAAGAAACCUUAGCACCUUUUUUUUUUUCUCCCAAAGAGUCUAAAUGUGUCUACUUCCUAUGAGUUUGUCCAUGUCUCCAUAUCGCCCAGUCCCACUCCAGCCCACACCCUGUGCACCCCUUACCUUGGAGAUUUCCUAACAUUCUGCCAUUUGUCUUAAUUACUAAUACUUGAUCUCUCAUUAUAGAUCUAUGCAUUAUGAAGGUGACGUUUUUUGACCUCUUAUAUUUUUGCAUAUUUCUGUCCCUCUCUCCUCUCUCUCUGCAGUAGGUUUUUUUUUUUUUUUGUUACACUUCUUAAAGACAUUCCCAUAGUCUCUGUUUAUUGCUUUGUCAAUCGCUUUUGUGCAAUUCCGUGACUCUUUAAUAAUAAGAGACUUGUAUAGAGUGUAUUGAGUGAGAAAUGCAGUUUCCACCGUUCAGUGUGUUUUGCUUCGAUAACCUGUAACGCAGCAGUGGUUCAGGCUUUGAUGUGACCGGCAUAACGGCUCGAGCCAGUGGUUUCCUUUUAUUUCCCUUUCCGUGCACACUUUGUGGUCGAGUGCCACUCGGAGUGUGUGAGUGUAGAGAUUGGGGGUUAAAAGUAAAAGAGGGGAGAGGAGAGGGUUUAUUAAACCAGUAGUGCUUCCUGAAGUUUCCGCAGUUUUGCCAGCUGCAUCAAGCCUCUUCAAGCAGUUAAUAGUGUUCAACCGUCAGAUCUUUAUUUUAUUUUGAAAUCACUGUCAUUCAUAUCGUUUUCAUUUCUUUUAUACAAAUGUUCAUUUAAUUUUUGAUUGCAAGGUGAAUGGGGAGAAGAAAGUUGUUACAUUUUGAAAAAAAUAAUAAAAACAACAAAAAAAGGAACAAUUGUAAAUAGCACUCUAAAAAGAGAUCUACUUAAAUUGUACUGUACUUUCUAAAAAAAAAUCAUGUUGAAAAAUUGUCUACAAUUUUGUAGAUAUCAGUGCUUUUGAUUUAUUAAAAUAAGAUUCUUUUAAGAAGUGAA